This is a messenger RNA of Anoplopoma fimbria (sablefish), 1166 nucleotides long. RefSeq names its product canopy FGF signaling regulator 4 (gene cnpy4). The record is from RefSeq and is a predicted model, not a curated record. Gene Ontology annotation, cellular component: endomembrane system. Lineage: Eukaryota; Metazoa; Chordata; Actinopteri; Perciformes; Anoplopomatidae. The coding region runs from base 75 to 737 and encodes 220 amino acids. The transcript has 6 exons. Gene Ontology annotation, molecular function: signaling receptor binding.
CCAAAAUGCCGAUGUGGCUGCCGAGAUAAUAGAAACUUCUAUUUCUCCUGCAAGUUUCAGAACAAUCUGUUGCAAUGAAACUUUUAAUACUGGUAUUAUUCUGUGUCUGCUGUUCUGUUAAAGCAGAAGAAGACGAAAGACUUCCAAAUAAAUGCGAAGUGUGUAAGUUUUUGACGGUGGAGCUGCAGGAUGCGCUGGAGAAAAGUGGUCGAUCCAAAGAAGUCCUGGAGGUCGGAGAAGUGCUGGACACAGGCAAGAGAAGAAGAAAGAUUAAAUACAACACCUCGGAAACCCGGCUGACUGAGGCGGUGGACAACAUCUGUGAACGCAUCCUUCAGUAUAAUGUUCAUGCAGAGAGGCCUGGCAGCCUCCGAUACGCCAAGGGUUCAAGUCAGACCAUGACGACUCUGAAGAACCUGGUCCACAAGGGAGUUAAAGUGGAUUUGGGUCUGCCCUUUGAGCUGUGGGACGAACCCUCUGUAGAGGUGUCGGACAUGAAAAAACAGUGUGAGACGAUGCUGGAGCAGUAUGAGGAUGUUGUGGAGGACUGGUACUUCAAUCACCAGGAGAAGAGGCUGGAGAACUUCCUCUGUGAGAACCACGUCCUCAAGACAUCAGAGCAAGAAUGUAUAAAGGAGGCAUGGAAAGGAGACAAGGGGACCAGAAAAGGGGACAAGGCGGUAGAAAGCAAGAGCCCAGAAGAGGAGGGAACAACACAUGACGCCGGGGAGCUAUAAGGAAAACAUUUCCAAAAAUAGUAAUGCAGAAAGGCAACAAAAUAACCUCAUUUUAAGCUUUUUAGCUGCAAACUGCAAAUAAAUUAUGUAUUGUAAGACUAUUUACGGUCAACCUACAUUUUUACUAUAUUUCUGGUGCCAAAUCUUGGUUCUAGAGUUUAUGUUUUAACACUAUAUUUCUCCUUUUAUUCUUAUAUGAAUGGUGUCAGCCUUUUAAGAACUGUUGCACUGUUUUAUACACUCAGCUUUUUGGAUUGAAGUUUGAAGCCUUUGCCAUUUAUAUUUACGUCCUCUACAGUAUUAUAUUACGUGUACGCGCUGUUACAACUCUCCUUAUGCAAACAAUAUGGUACAUAACACUAUAUUUUACCCAAAAUUACUGCCUUAAAAAUGCAAUAUGUACAGUUUUUCCAUUGUGAAUAAAAUGAU